Rubroshorea leprosula is the source of this 1569-nucleotide messenger RNA. Lineage: Eukaryota; Viridiplantae; Streptophyta; Magnoliopsida; Malvales; Dipterocarpaceae. The record is from the annotation of a GenBank genome assembly.
CUGCUCUUCCCGACCCUGUUGCAACCCGAAAGCCCCCCAAGUUGCCGGCAACAAUUUCCUUGAGAAAAACCGGUAAAGCUUGAUGAUUUUCCCUCCUUUCUUGUUCAAGAACCAACUUAGGACUUAGAAAUCCUCCCCUUGCAGGAAAUUUUCCAGAUCUGCUCGGUUUCUCCCCCUCCCCUGUCCGCGAGCUGCAGCUUGUGAUGCGAAUUCUGGGCAUUUUUCUUGUUCCCGUUAGUCCCCUACAGAAAUUCCCGCCGGCAUCUCCCCCCUGCUAGGUCCGGUUUGCAGCUGGAAAAUUCUGGUAUGUGGCAGCCGUUUAAGCCCCGAAUUUGUCCAUUUAUUUGCUGCCUUGUGUGUCCGAAUAUUCUGCAAAAAAAAGGGAUGAAUUCCGGUAGCUCUAGGAUAAAGUUUAAGCAUUAAUUCAAGUGAAAUUUAUGUGAUUGAGUGUUAAUUGAAUGCUGUUAGAUUUUGGAGAAAAAUCCCGUGAAUUAGCUAGUGUUUUGGCCAAUUUUGGAAGUGCAGUUACUGUUCAUGGGUACUGUUCAUGGAUAAUGGCCAACAAUUAACAAGGAUUUAAAUGUUUAGUUUGUAAUAUAAGAACAAAUUUGGAGAUGUCUGGUCAUGUGGAGAUUGAUAGAAAUAGCAUUCUGAUUAGGAGGUAGUCAUGGUGAUUUUACUUUUGAAUCCGUGGUACGGUAUUAAUUCUUGGAUAUUUUGAUUAGGUUCCUAAUCAUUUUGUCAGUUUAGCACUGAAAUCGAGUCUUCGGUUUUAUGCGAGUGAGGUAAGUAAAUUUAUGGUAAUGCUCGUAUAGUUUUUAAAAGCAUGUUUUGAUUUGUUUUUGAAGUGGUGACGGGACUAAACCCGUUUUAUGCAAAAGUAAGUAUGCCUACUUGAAAUUUGAUUGAUUGUCCUGAUGAUUUGAAAGUGAUUGGUGAAUUAUGAUUUUUUUGUUAACUUCUGCUUGUUUUGUUUUCGAUGUGGUCAUGUUAUUAGUGACCCUGCUAGUGGGGGUUUAACGCUAGCACAUGUCGACAUGUUAGUGAUAAGGCCGGUUCGUACGAGUGACCCUACUAGUGGGGAUUAUACACUAGUAAAUCGUGUGCCUGUCAGUGGGAGGUUUAUGACACUGGUUGUGACCUAUAGAGGAGACGUCUAUUUCGUUCCCGUACUGUAUCCGUUUUUCGUGAUUACACUUGUUGGCAUGCUAUAAGUUUAAUUAAAGGCUAUCCAUAUUUUACUUAUUGAGUUUAUCUCAUAGUUUUUCCUUGUCCACCAUUUCAGAAAGUGAAAUCGAGGACGGGGGAACCACGGGAAGUGACGAGUUAGAAGGCUAGCCAUUUCGAGAUUGAUACAGAUUUUAGAAAUAAAUCAUGAUCUUGUAAACUAGAUUUUAAUUGUAGAUUUUAUGAUAUCAGAGAAAUUUUAGAAAUUUUAUAUUCAGAUUUUGAUGGUAUCAAAUGUGGUAUGAUUAGUUCCGAGCCUUAUGCAUUUGUGGGAUCCUCUCAUGAGUGCACGACGUUUGUCGUGCCUCGGAUUUGGGUUCUGGAGUGUGACAGUAUACCAGA